This is a messenger RNA of Trichosurus vulpecula (common brushtail), 2023 nucleotides long. It is a transcript of the gene ACY3, whose product is annotated as aminoacylase 3. The coding region runs from base 429 to 1580 and encodes 383 amino acids. Gene Ontology annotation, molecular function: hydrolase activity, acting on ester bonds; aminoacylase activity. The record is from RefSeq and is a predicted model, not a curated record. The transcript is spliced from 7 exons. NCBI's taxonomy places the organism in Eukaryota, Metazoa, Chordata, Mammalia, Diprotodontia, Phalangeridae.
CUUCCUCCUCCUCCCUCUACUUCCUGGCAUACCUCAGCACUUUCUCUGCAGCUCAGUCUUAGCUGGAGCGGGCACUGAAAAACCUAAGGUCCUUGGCUGGGGGCAGGACUUGGAAAGCGCUUUUCUCUUAACAAUCAGGGACUGUUCCCUGUACCCCUUUGAUUUUAGUUUUUAUUUCUUUCCACUUGUCCAAGAGUCACCCCAAUCCCCCCUCCCCUCCCGCAGCCACUGUGUUUUCUCCCGUGGGCCAACAGUGGGAAAUAGAAGAGAGGUUUUGGCUCCAGGGAAAUAGCAAAGCUCUGCUCGCUUCUCAUUCCUUUCCCUUUAACUCCGCUCUCAGUCGGCCUGCCCACUUUUAUCGGGCAUAGGCCCUGAGGCAGUGUAGGGGCAUCCAAGCUUGGCAGGAGCCGGAUCCUAGUCACUAAGUAAUGAGGAAAGGACAGACUGGGGCCAAAGUCUCCCCAGCCUGUCCCGGUCAAGAUCCAGUGAACCCUGGGCAGCUGCUGGAGACGCGGACAGGCUUUAAGCCCCCAUCUCAAACCCGGAGCUUCAAGAACAAGGUUCCCAGAGAGAAGGAGCCUGAGCCAGGGAGAGAGCAGCCGGUGCCCGUCAGACUGAACCCAGACUCCAGGAUGUGCUCGACACCCUCUGUCAGGCAUCAGCUGGACCGCGUGGCUGUGAUGGGGGGCACCCAUGGGAAUGAGCUCUCAGGAGUCUACCUGGUGAAGCACUGGCUACAGGACCCUUCCGAGCUGCAGAGAGCCACUUUCACAACCACCCCCUUCCUGGCCAACCCCAAAGCCACAAAGCGCUGCGUCCGCUAUGUAAGCCAGGACCUGAAUAGAAGCUUCACAAGGGCCUUGCUCACCUCCAAGGGCACAGAGGACAGCCUUUAUGAGGUGAGACAGGCCAAGAAGAUUAACCAGCUCUUUGGUCCAAGAGGCUCAGCUGAUGCCUUUGACUUCAUCUUUGACCUUCACAACACAACCUCCAAUAUGGCAGCCUGCCUCCUCUCAGACUCUGAGGAGAAUGUCUUCACUAUGCACAUGUGUCACUAUAUCCAGAAGAACACUCAGGGCCCGUGUCCAAUCUAUCUGUAUGGUUGUCCUGGACCGGAAAACCCUUUCCUUCUGUCAGUUGGCAAGAAUGGCCUGGGCAUGGAGCUGGGCCCCCAGCCGCAUGGGGUGCUCCGAGCUGAUGUUUUGUCUCACAUGAGAGCCCUUGUGGCUUGUGGUCUGGACUUCAUUGACCUCUUCAACCAAGGUGCCUCAUUCCCGGCUUUCGACAUCGUGGCUUAUAGGGUCAUAGAGACUGUGGAUUUUCCUCGGUCCCCUGGAGGGGAGCUGCUGGGAUCUGUCCAUCCCCAGCUUCAGGACAAAGAUUUCUGUCCUCUGAAGCCAGGAGACCCCAUUUUUCAGCUCUUCAGUGGAAAAGAGAUCUUCUACGAGGGUGAUGCCACCAUCUACCCGGCCUUCAUCAAUGAGGCUGCCUACUAUGAGAAAGGAGCAGCCUUCCACAAGAUGAAGAAAUGCACAUUCUCCAUCCCGCCUUUACAGGCCCCAUCGGCAUCAGCCCCCUGAUGAUUCAGGGGCCAGAUCGAGGGGGAACAGCCCAUGUGGGAAAACAGUCAUACUGAUCUUGGGAGAACUGUCAACUGGCCCAGUCAUUCUGGAAAGCAACUUGGAACCAUGCCCCAAAAGUUUUUAAAAGUUAUUAAACAUGCCCUCUAAUCCAGCCGUUACUCUGCCUAGGCCCCAAAAAGAUCAGAGGAAGAGGAAAAGGAUUAUUCAUACAAAAAUGUUUAUAGGAAAACCUGCAAAGACUUCUCUGAACUGAUGUAGAGAUAUAAGUGAGCAGAACCAGGAAAACAGUUUAGACUGCAACAACAAACAACUUUGAAAAGACUCGGGAAAUCUGAUUAACUCAGAGACCAACUAAGAUUCCAGAGGAGUCGUGUUAAAACCUCUGAUGGAAAGGUGAAUGACUUGGAGUGCAGACUGAAGCCUUGGGGGGGUGGGGGGGU